Cinclus cinclus is the source of this 1041-nucleotide messenger RNA. It is a transcript of the gene NSDHL, whose product is annotated as NAD(P) dependent steroid dehydrogenase-like. NCBI's taxonomy places the organism in Eukaryota, Metazoa, Chordata, Aves, Passeriformes, Cinclidae. Gene Ontology annotation, molecular function: 3-beta-hydroxy-Delta5-steroid dehydrogenase (NAD+) activity. Gene Ontology annotation, biological process: steroid biosynthetic process. Bases 1 to 1041 code for a protein of 346 amino acids. The transcript is spliced from 7 exons. The record is from RefSeq and is a predicted model, not a curated record.
AUGGCCACACGGCUCAGAUCGGCUGGCAGGACCUGCACUGUCAUCGGGGGCUCGGGCUUCCUGGGACAGCACAUGGUGGAGCAGCUGCUGGCCAAGGGCUACAGAGUCAACGUCUUCGACAUCCAGCAGAGCUUUGAGAGCGAGCAGGUGACCUUCUACCUGGGGGACCUGUGUGACAAGGAGGCUUUGCUGCCAGCCCUGCAAGGAGUGUCUGUGGUGUUCCACUGUGCAUCACCAGCCCCUUCCAGUGACAACAGGGAGCUGUUCUACAAGGUGAAUUUUAUGGGGACCAAGGCAGUCAUUGCAGCCUGCAGAGAAGCUGGAGUGCAGAAAUUGGUGCUAACCAGCAGUGCCAGUGUCGUUUUUGAGGGCACAGACAUAAAAAAUGGCUCAGAAGAUCUCCCCUAUGCACAAAAACCUAUUGAUUACUACACAGAGACCAAGAUCCUGCAGGAGAAGGAGGUUCUCGGUGCCAACGACCCAGACAACAAUUUCCUCACCACUGCCAUCCGUCCUCAUGGAAUAUUUGGCCCCAGGGACCCUCAGCUGGUUCCCAUCCUCAUCCAAGCAGCUCGGAGUGGCAAAAUGAAGUUCAUCAUUGGGGAUGGAAAGAACUUGGUGGAUUUCACCUAUGUGGAGAACGUGGUGCAUGGGCACAUCCUGGCUGCAGAAAAGCUGCACAAAGAUUCUCCCCUGUGUGGGAAGGCCUUUCACAUCACCAACGAUGAACCAAUUCCCUUCUGGACGUUCAUGUCCCGGAUCCUGACCGGCCUGGACUACGACCCUCCCAAGUACCACAUCCCCUACUGGCUGGCCUAUUACCUGGCCAUGCUGCUGGCCCUGCUGCUGGCCCUGCUCAGGCCCCUGGUGACCAUCAAGGCCACCUUCACACCCAUGAGGGUGGCCCUGGCUGGGACCUUCCACUAUUACAGCUGUGAGAGGGCCAAGAGAGCCAUGGGCUACAGCCCCGUGGUCAGCCUGGACGAGGCCAUAGCCAGGACAGUGCAGAGCUACCCCGGCCUGCGCCGGGCCAGGGCCUGA